Molecule: messenger RNA, 1960 nt
Organism: Athalia rosae (coleseed sawfly)
Lineage: Eukaryota; Metazoa; Arthropoda; Insecta; Hymenoptera; Athaliidae
Product: trichohyalin-like
Exons: 3
Coding region: 425-1612 (395 amino acids)
Source: RefSeq, a predicted model, not a curated record
AAAGUGUCUUUUGGAUUAGGGUUAUGUAAUGUUGGGUUACACUUGUAUGUCAUCAUAAAACCUAAUUCUAUUUGAAGAACUUUUUCAGAUCACCGAUAUGUUUUGAAUACAAUAAUACAUUAAUAUUGAUUUUUGUAGGUAAAAUCGAAUAGUUUUCGCUCACCAUCUUUGAAGCACCUCUUAUUUCGCUCAACUGCGUCUCGAAAAAAAUCCGAAGCAGACACCGUUGACUGCAGACACCUGUCACCGCCGCGGUGACGGAUAAUGCAAGCCAAAGUUGAGUGCUUAAAUAUUUUUCAAUUCGCUUCGCGCUGACCGCGUUAGCAUGCUGGUUUUUCUAAUCAAAACAAAGUUUUGGUAGUAAGCAGUUCUUCGUUGACGAAGAAACUAGAAAACUAAUUACUAAAAAUCAAGUGGACUGAAGAUGAACGAAGAAAUGAAAAAGCUUAUUGAUAAACUGCAAAAGUCGUGCGAGGAAAAUCGACAAAUGCUUAGAAAUAUAUUCGGCAUUGUAAUGAUGAUCUACUUUAGACUUGAUAAAGUGCGCGAAGAUGGAUCGAACGAAAAUUCAAAUAGUAAGCAGAUAAAUAAUGAGAGCAUACGGGGCUGUAAAGACGAAUGUGAAGAUGAGACAUCUAAGGUUGAGAUAAAAUCUGAGAACGACGCUAUUGAAUACACGUGCGAUUUGCAGAUUCUAGAAAAUACGCCAACUGCAGAUGAGCCGUCUAUCAGAGGAACUAAAAGAAGAGCGCAAUCGACCGAAGAAGAUUCCAAAACAGAAGACAGGUACAAGAAAUCCAAAAAUGAUGAACAUGUAGGAAAAGGACCAAAAUUCGUCGCAGUAGGGAUCGAAAAUCCUAUCAACAAUCAUGAUGGGUCUCUAGUGAGGGGUGAGGAAUCUUCGACUUCAUCUAGCGACGCAAAUCGAGAUAGGAUGUGGAAGAUGCACGAGAGAGAGUGGAGAAUCGAGUUGGGGAAACGUGAUGACAGAAAAUACAAUAUUGUAUUAAAAGGUCUUUGGGGUGAUGCAUCAGACAGGAGGAGACAGGCACGAAGAAUCCUCUCAGAAAUAUUAGGGAGGACAAUAGAACUAUGGGAAAUGAGGGACAAUUUUGGGUACAAAGGUCAACCGUACUUGAUAGUAAAACUGAGAAAUCAGGAAGAGACUGAUAAAGUUAUGGCCAAAAAAGAACAAAUGAAAACAGUAAACGUGGUAGAAGUUAUGCACGAUUUAACGCGUUGGCAAAGAAGAGGUCGAAGAACGCUCCGGCAACUUGCGAGGAUGGAAGGAGGGGGGGACAAAAUUGUUACCGUGGAGAACGAUAAGGUUUGGGCUACGCAAUGGCGGAAAAGUCAAGGCGAUCUCCAGGGAGAAGAGAUGGAACGUAAGAAACGGGAAAAACGAAAGGGAGAACUGGAACUCAAAACUCUGUUGGACAAAAGAAUUGAGGAAGUUCAAAACUUGAUUGGAAAACUGAAAGAACGCGAAGACAAACUUGUCAACGAAUUAGAGGACAGAGAGAUGGUGCCAAAAACUACUCUCGGAAAUCAGGAACAGGAAAAAAAGAAACGUCGAAAUGACCUCAACAACAACAAACAAACUUUCAAAUGAAUAAUUAAUGUAGAAGUUAAAGGAACAAUAAAAAAAAACCAAUGUCAUAAUUAACGUUCUCAUACAAAUUUUUACAUUUACCUACAUUUAGAUUCAUUUAGUAUUUUCGCUGCACAGAUAAUCUUUCCAAAAAUAUUAAUAUGUAUAUCAACUCAUUCGGCAAAUUGACGACAAAAAAAUACGUUCGUAUAGUUUCCCAACUUUAUCUCGCCGAUAACAAACGUAUCUACAUAUUCUUACUCUGCUUAAAUUGAAUUCUACUCUUAAAUAAUAUAUGAACCUAAUCGUAAAUUACUGACUAUUCUCCAUUAGUGUAUUAUUGACGAAAAACUGUAUUAGAAGCGCACU